AACGGUCCUUCCUUUACAGUGCGCGACUCCCGGGGAUUCCUCUUUUUGCACGUGCUGCCGCGGUCACGUGACUCUCGAACGCAGUAGAGAGCAAGAGGUCCUCGCGAGCUGCUGGGCGUUAUGGACGAGCCGCCUGGUUUCCGGUAGCCUACGUGCGCGACGCGUGAGCUCGCGCGCGCCGAGCCAGACAGACAGCCAGCCAGCCAGCCAGCCAGCAUGGCCCCGAUGCUCCUGCAGAAACUGUUCAGCAAGAAAGCCGCGGCCACCAUCGGGGGCGCACGAGAGUGCGCGAUAGACGCGGAGAAUCGUUGGGCUUCUGCCGAGUUUGAUCUCGCACAAAUCCGACUGAUUGUGUAUCAGGAUUGUGAAAGAAGGGGUCGCCAAGUUCUCUUCGACUCCAAGGCUGUACGGAAGCUCGACCCAUCUGAACUGAAUGUCGAGGAGACGACAAAAGCCCCGCCCACCCAGAGUGGCGCAUGCCAAAACGGCUGCAAGGCAAAGCAGAAAGAAACCCCGCCCACUUAUCAGUAUACAAGACCAUCUUCCGACGUGAACAUGCUCGGGGAGAUGAUGUUUGGCUCCGUUGCCAUGAGCUACAAGGGUUCGACGUUGAAGAUUCACCACAUCCGAUCCCCUCCGCAGCUGAUGGUCAGUAAGGUUUUCUCGGCACGCUGUGGCAGCAGUAACGCGGGCAGCACCAACACUCUCCAGGACAGCCUCGACUCCAUUAGCCAAACCUGCCCGAGUCACAGCAGCAGCAGUAUAGCUCAUAGUAAUCCUGUGGACAUGCCCGGCCGUGGACACAGCGAAGACAGCGACAGUGGCAUCGCUCGUUCAGCAUCACUCAGCAGCCUCCUGGCCACGCCCCUCCCUUCGCCCGGUUCGUCCUACAGCAGCGGGUGUGCCAGCAGUUACCAACGGCGAUGGCUCCGUAGCCAAGCAACCAGCCUCCAGCAUGGCUUGAUCCCUCGCUGGAGCACGGACGAGAUGUUCAGCCUGUCAGACGAGAGCUGCACCUCGAACCCCGGGCUGGGCCGCAGGAAGAAGAUCGCAGUCAGCAUCAUCAUCAGCCUCCCGGAGAAAGAGGAGGAGAACCAAAGCUUCCAGGAGUUCUUCUUCUCCCACUUUCCCCUGUUCGAGUCUCACAUGAACAAACUGAAGACUGCCAUCGAGAGGGCAAUGAUUGUGUGUCGGAGAGUAGCAGAGCCUAGUCAGCGAGUGCAGGUGUAUCUGUGUCGGGUUAUGGAGGCACUGGGAGAGUUCAGGAUGACCGUGUGGAACCUGUACAUGGCUCCACGGAUCACCGAACCCAUCUGGCUGACCAUGGUAUCCCAGAGUGCCGAGCGACACCAGCUGUGCCAGCGUUUCCUGAAGGAGAUGAGCCUGCUUAUGGAGCACGGGGCCAAGAACCAGUUCCUGUCUUCUCUCCUCACUGCUGUCCUCAUGUACCACCUCGCCUGGGUUCCCACGGUGAUGCCUAGCAACCACCCACCAAUUAAAGCCUUUUACCAGAAACACUCUUCCCAUACGGUAGACCUGCUGGCCAAGUGUCACCCCUACAACCCACUGUGGGCUCAGCUAGGUGAUCUGUAUGGUGCUUUAGGUUCUCCUGUUCGAGUGUGUCGUACUGUGGUUGUCGGACGCCGCCGUGAGCUGGUGCAGCGCGUCCUCUACGUUCUUUCCUACUUCAUCCGUUGCUCUGACCUCCUGGAAAACACACUUCCUCACGCACAGACGGACAGUCCAGUCAAUCCGUGCCCUUCUCAAACCACUAACCCCUCCCCCUGUUCUGAGAGGACCAAUGAGAAACCACUAACCUGUGAUUCAGAGGCUGUAAACUCCACCCUUUACUCUGAAAGGACCAAUGAAAAAACAGCUGACACAAAUCCUACAGACCCAACUUCCAGUCGGGAGGAAACCGGCGACUCUGAAUCAGCUGGCUCUUCCCCUUUUUCUGAAAGAUGCGAUCGGGAAUGCUCACUGCAGAUGGGACUAGAGCACACGUUGGCCAAUCCGAGCCCUCCUGUGCACAGAGUGAGGUUCAUGAUCGGCAGCCCGAAGGAGGCGGAGAACGACAGACAAUGUCGGAAUAGGACUGGACCUAGGUGUGGGCGUGGCUUACACAGGAAGAUGCCCAGUAGGCUUUUAACAGACAGCUUGGACAGUUCGGAUGAGGAGGAAUCGUCUCUCGGGCAGACGUGCACAGGAGACGAGAUGCAGCAACAUGAACUACCGUUACCAAGCUGUGACAUGGAUAUCCGCCCCGACGUGAACCAUUUCGGUCGCUCUCUGCUCGGAGGUUACAGCCCGCAGUACAUGCCCGACUUCGUCCUGCACGGCGUCACCUCGGAUCAGCGGCUCAAGCAGUGCCUGAUGGCCGACCUGGAACACACGGUACUGCACCCUUCGCUGGACGAGCCGGUGGCCGAAGCCGUGUGCAUCGUCGCAGACACGGACCGCCUCUGUGUUCAGGUGGCCACGACGCAGCGGCGCGUGUGUGAACCGGGCCAGAUAGGAAGAGACGUGAUGGUCUCCAACCUCAUACACACACUCCUCACAUCUGUGCUGCAGCUGCACGCACUCAACAUGGCCGCAGACUUCUGUGUCAUGCAUUUAGAGGACCGCCUGCAGGAGGUGUACUUUAAGAGCUGUUCUUUGGCAGAAUAUCUGAGAGGACAGCGACGAGUCCAUGUAAAGGAACUAGGACUAGCUCUGGGGAUCGAGUCCAGUGAUCUUCCACUACUCGCAGCGGUCGCCAGCACACACUCGCCCUACGUCGCUCAGAUCCUCCUGUGAAAAAAGGAGCGGCUUCCACUACGCCGACCAAUCAGAGUGCGCUCCUGCCCACAGCAGACCAAUAAGGAGCCGAUCUCCUUGGCCGACGAUCAGACCAAUCAGGAUCACGUCGCUAGCCUUUAGAAGAGAGAUCGGGCUUGUAAGCUUUACAUCCUCUCCAGACUGAGUGUGUGUGUGUGUGUGUGUGUGUGUGUGUGUGUGGGCUUUUAUUUUCCACAGUGUUUUGUCUUAAAAAGAAAAGGAAGACUGGAACAGGAAGAACGAUAACACAAUGUAUAGUACAACAGACGACUAAUUAAAGGAUUUUUAGCGGGACGAGGUUUAAAACCUGGGCACAACGCUAAACCUGCAGCUUUUUAUUUUCUCCUAAUUUGCUGCCUGCUGGUACAUGAUUUUAUUUUUAUUUAUUUAAUUUUUUUGUCUUUCUACAUUUUCCUGAACCGCACGCGCUGCCUGAGAUCGACGCGAAGCAAACAAGAGGUCACUUUAUAAAUAACACACAGUUUACAGCAGUUGUUCUUUUCUGCAAAUCACAGUUUUACAGAAUUAAAUCCCACCCUGUAAUCCAGAACCACAGAUCCGGCUAAUCGAGUACACAGAUUAGGAUUAAGAUUAGGGACGGUGUUCAGGCUCGAAGAUCUGCAGAAACGGGGUCGGUUUACAGAAUCCGGACUAAGUAUUUAUUUUAAGAAGCAGUACGCGUCGAUCAUCUUGAAUCAUUUCGAUUUGUUCUUUUCUUUACUUUAGUGUUUGAUUUUGUUUUGGCUCCCUCUUGUGGUGGCAGUUAGGUUUACACUCACUCUCUUCAUAAAGACCAAGAGAAAAGAAAGAUUUUACUACCAGAGCUGUGUGUCUCUUUAAUUUUUUUUUUUUUUUUUGCACUAUUAUGGUCUUAUUUAUCUCUACAUCAAGCUCUAACUGUAUUUUUUUAAUGAUGGCACAUGUAGUCUUUACAUAAUAAGCCACUGUUAACAGCUUUCUUUCUUUGUGUGUGUGUGGGGAUGGAUGGGUGGAUGGAUAACUCGUAUCAGGUGCUACCAUGUUAUACACUGUGUAAGAGUAUGUUAAAACAAACUAUUUUCUAUACUUUAAGUAUACACUUUUACUAAUCCCCGUGUCUUUUCCCUCCUGUUAAGCCGCAUCCAGCUCUGUUCAGAUUCAGGCUAAUACUCCAGUCUUCGUUUUACCUUAAAAGUCUUACCUUUCUUUAAAUGUUCCAGAGACUCUUCGUUAUUUUUAUACACUAAGUUCUACCUCACGGUUGCUUUUAAAAGCAGUCCUGAUCUCAGACAUGAAAGACGAGCGCCGAGGUGGGCAGAUCUUACCGCCGCGGCCGAGAAAACUACGGCCGAGGGUUCGGACGCUUCGUGCGAUUCGAAUAAUUCAUGUUUUUUGUUUCGUUUUGUUUUUUAAGUUUGAUCCUUGGAUAUGGAAUAAAGUCGAAUAAAAAUCUGUUUUAA
Molecule: messenger RNA, 4256 nt
Organism: Hemibagrus wyckioides
Lineage: Eukaryota; Metazoa; Chordata; Actinopteri; Siluriformes; Bagridae
Gene: fnip2
Product: folliculin interacting protein 2
Exons: 17
Coding region: 217-2796 (859 amino acids)
Cellular component (GO): cytoplasm
Molecular function (GO): ATPase inhibitor activity; protein-folding chaperone binding
Source: RefSeq, a predicted model, not a curated record